AAACCACAUCUGCCAAUGAUGGAGGUUGUCGACGAAGUGGAUGGCCUAAUCAAAAUAGGACCUAAGUCUGCAUCUAACCACAUCAAUAAAAACUUAAAGACUUCUCCUCAAUGGGCACAAAGACAAGUUAUGCUUCUUUUGCAUCGCUUGCUAGACAAAACUGAUGAUAACAACACCAUUUGUUGGUGUCGUUCGUUGUUGUCUGCAGGAAAUUCGUUCGACGAUUUUAGGCGUGAAGUGCUUGAGUACGACGACGCAUCGAGUUGUGGGCUAGUUUGGACAGCAAACUUUGUGGCCUACAGAUGUCGAACGUGUGGUGUAACUCCUUGUAUGUCAGUUUGUUCAGAUUGUUUUCAUAACAGUGAUCACAAAGGCCAUGACUUCAACAUGUUCCGUAGCCAUGCAGGAGGGGCCUGUGACUGUGGUGACAGUCAUGCUAUGCGCAGUACUGGAUUUUGUACCAAACAUGGCCCAGGAAAAAGACAAGUACAGAAGCCUCCCCCUCAUCUGCUUGGAUUGGCCGAGCUGGUUGUCCCCAGGCUUAUCUAUCAUCUUGUUCUGCGAUUACGGAAGCUUUAUCAGAAAGAAAAGACAGGUACUUACAAGCUAACACAAGCCAUGGAACUGAAAAUUGAGCAAAUUGUAAAUCUGCUUGAUGAUCUCAGUAAAAUGGGAGGAGCUAUGAAGACAGUACUCUGUCAAUCAUUAUGCAGCCCUGAACUCUACAAAACUCUCACUGAAGAUGAGUUGAUAUUGCUUCCUGACGAUGAUAAAAAGACAUAUAAGGAGUUGUCUAACGAGGAGUACAAAACCGCCCUGUGUACCCUACCGACACCAUCAAUUCCUGACGUUUUACAAGAUUGCCCUGGAUUAUCACAAUCAUUGGUCCACAAGACUUUCCUUCAAGAGGUCAUGUUUUGGAUGGUGAAGUACGAGUUUCCUCAGAAGAUUAAUACAUUCCUUCUCAGCCUACUUACAAAUGCCAGGUACAAGGAACUGUUUACGGAUGCAUUUGUUAUGCAUUAUUCACGUAUUUGCAUGGCCUUGGCUCGUUCUCCGGAAGUGAUCCCAGACAGAGUGGUCCACAUCAGUGUUCAGAUACUGAGUAAUGAGGUGUUGGCUAGCCACGUGGUUACAGAUCUUCAGUUCUUUCACGUAAUGAUUCUCUCAAUUCAAGAGAUGAUACGCGGUUCUCUGACAGACAGCAAAAUUAAAGAUGAAAGAGGUACAAACAUUAACUUUCACCAAGUUGUGUCUUGUUCCAAUCCAGUUAUCAGAAACCAUUGUUAUUGGCCAAUUAUAAGUGACAUUACUAAUUUGAUGUCACAUAAAAGCUGUGUGGAAGUGUUUUUUAGAAGCCCUGACCUUAUUAGAAUGUGGACAUCGUUAUUGCUCACCCUCACAGGUAUGAACCUUAAUGAAAGAGAACGUGAUGAGCAUCUGGAGUUUGAGCCACACUACAAUGCAGCGUUCAUUGCUGAGGUUGAGGCUUGUGCUGCCCCCAUGUGGCAGCUUGUUAGUCAUUGUCAAACAGAGGAGGGUGUAGAAUUCUCUAAGGUUAUGAUUGCUGUUUGUAUGGAAGAAAUACAGGAUCUAUUUGAUGCCCUCAACUUAAACAGUGCCCUUUCUUCUAUGCAAUUUUCUUUCCAUCUUCCCCUCUUAAGGCACUUGGCUAUUUUUACUAGCUGUGCUGUGAAUAAACAAUUACAUCAACUGGAUCCACUUCUUCCUAAAACCAAUGGGUAUGCUUUGCAGCUUAUGAUUUUUCCUCUGCAAAUACAGGUGUGUUUGUACGAGAUAUUUGCUGGUAUGUGGGUAAGGAAUGGUCUUCAAAUCAGGGCCCAAGCCAUGACUUACAACCAGUGCCAUUUUUGCUCUUCAAUGUUGGAUCUAGAUAUCUUUAUGCUGCAGUUAUGUGCUUGUAAAUUAUCAUCAGAUUUGGUAGUUUCCUCUAUUUUAGAAAGGUAUCAUGUGUUGGACUUCUUAUCACUGAAUCCCAAACACAGUAAUUCAUUCCUGGACAAGGAUGGGCAGGAGAUGGUGAUGCUAGAGGGUGCACUUUACUUAAUACUUUCACUGAUCAGCACAAGAAUACAUUUAGGCAUUUCAAACUAUGAUUUACUAAGAGGAGAGAUUGUGUCAAUGCUCUGUAUGAGAGAUAAGACCCACAGUCAACUUCUUGAUCAGAUUCCUGAGAGGGCUGAAGUGAUGAAUAUUUCUGAGAUGUUUGAAGACAUCCUAAAUGAGGUGGCUGAUUUUAAAGACCCAACACAUGUUUCUGAUGGUAAUUUUAGACAGGGUCAGUAUGUACUGAAACCAGAGCUAUGGACUUCAGAUUUUGAUCCAAUUAUGGUACAAAUGCGUUCAAUGCAAAGAAAGGAUUACCAAGCAUCGCUGGACAACUACACAGCUGCAAUGAAGCAAACUGGUAGACACACUGGUGGAGAUGUGCUUUGGCCACCAUACCAACCACUGAAAGAGAUCAACCCAGAAUUCAACGCUGUCAGGCAACUGCUGCAUUCCAGGACAUUGCAUGCAGCUUUAUUUCUUAUUCUGUAUAAGGCAGUAAGUGGAACUGAAAUAAGUGAGCCGGUGUUGUAUCAAACUGUUGCACUUAUAUCUCUGGCUUUGCAGUGUGAACCCAAUUCAGAUACUCAUAUGGAAGUUGCCGAGUGCUGCAAUGACAUGGAGCUUUCUGAUUGGUUCCCGUACAACAACAUGUUGAAGAAUUUACCAUACGUCAUCAGAACAGUUAAAUUGCAAGAGAAGAUGGAAAAAAAAUCAAAUAACCCAUUUAGGACAUUAUUGCAGGAUAUCCAUCCGGCAAAUCCAGAAGAAUUUCAUGAGGAUGAAGUAGACAUUUUGGAUAAUGAUAACAUUGCUCCAGAGAAUAAUGACUUUAAUGUGGAGAUGGAGGAACAUGAUGAUAUAGAUGAUGAUGAUGACGAGGAUGAAGAGGAGGAAUUCUUUGAUGCCAUUCAAACUGCUAUGGAUCUCAUUCAAAUGACUGGUGUGAUAGAAAUUCCUCCAUUUGCCAUGAUGACCUCUGAGGAGAAGAAGCCCCCAGUGCCUACUGAUCCUCCUUCUGAAAACAUGGAGAAUAUCCCCAUUGAAUUGAAUGAAAGUAUUUUAACUUUACUUCUGAAAUUGUACUUAAAAUUAUCGAACGAAAAAGUUUAUCUUCCAUCAUCUGUAAGUCAAGAAGUGAGGGCUGGUCAUACAAUACCAGUUCCAAUGUUCGGCUCUGGGCCUUACUACAUAGCCAAAGUUUUGGACAGAAUAGCAGAACUAAGCAGAGACUGUACUGACAUUAUAAUGAACGUUUACGAGGAACACCAUCCAAAGAAAAGACAAGAAGAGACUGAUAUAGACGCUGUCAGUGAAAGAAAGAGGAAAGCCAUAGAAAGGCAGAAACAUUUACUGGCAAGGUUUGCAUCACAGCAAAAGCAAUUCUUGGAAGAGAACCCUCAGAUAGGAGUUGAUGAUUCCAGAAAAGAUGGCUCUGUUGCUAUGGAAACGGAAUCAUUUAACUCAUCAGUUACCAUGCAGGAGAUUGAGUGUGUAAUAUGUACGCAAACUAUCCCAGCAUCUGAUGAGAAUCCUCUAGGAGCUGUGGUACUUAUACAACCUACUAAGGUUUUAGGUCAUAGAUAUGUUACAGAAGAUGGUACAGAUAGCCAAGCAAUGCAAUCAAGUGAGAUUAUAGUAAAACCAACAAGAACUUGUAGUGUAAUCAACGAAGAGAGGAGGAACAUUUUAUGCAAACAGUUUUCAAAUCAUAGAAGCCAGGAUUCAUCAGCCUUUGAGGUUGCUUUGGGAUAUUCACCAUCUGAUGUCCAUGUACAGACAUGUGGUCAUUUUCUUCACCUGCAGUGCUAUUCAAAUUAUGUUACAUCUCUGAGAAUAGGUAGACAUAAUCUAAGGGCUGGAGAAUACCUUUGCCCCCUAUGCCGUCAGCUUGCCAACUCAUUCCUGCCCUGCCUAAGACAACACCUUCAGGAUAACCCCGAUGGAAGCCCGGUGGACAGAAGAGACUUGAAUGAUCAAAGCAUUCGAGAAGAAAUUGAAGAGGGCUUACGAAAAGACUUCACAGUUGUUAAUCGACCAGAUUCAGUAGAAAAGUUUGUAGAGCAGAUCCUUAGAGCAAAGGCAUUUGAAUUCAACGGGGUCAUCUCUCUUAUAAAAAUGGCAAGAACCAACUUGGAGCUUGAUCUUAUUAAUAGAAAUGGAAGUCUUCUAGGUAUGCAACCAUGCCCAGUACCAAAGCGAACGUGUAUUGGUAUGCUGGUGCAUUGCAUCCGAGUAUAUCACCAAAGCACACUAUGGGACGAAGUUCAACAGUUGUGGGCUCAACUAUUGAAAGGAACACCAGAUGGAUCAGGAACUCCACCAUCUCUGCUCAGAAAUCCUAUCAACCUUCUCCUACAACUUAUUGUCUCCAUCAGACUACCUCUAUCAGUAGAUCGUUUUCGGUACAUAGUGAAAGUAUUGUGGCGGUUGACUUACACCCAAGUAUUAACUGCUCUAAGUUGUAGGCUCACACAGGAAGAAAAACAGGCAUGGAAAGAGAAACCACAGAAACAGAUUGGAACCUCUCAAAGAUGUCUUAUACCCGAUUCACACGUGAAGUUAAAUUUAACAAAAAGUAGCAAAUUGUAACCGAGCGAUCUCCCG
Anneissia japonica is the source of this 4674-nucleotide messenger RNA. Its product is annotated as E3 ubiquitin-protein ligase UBR3-like. Gene Ontology annotation, cellular component: ubiquitin ligase complex; cytoplasm. The record is from RefSeq and is a predicted model, not a curated record. The coding region runs from base 16 to 4659 and encodes 1547 amino acids. Gene Ontology annotation, biological process: protein ubiquitination; ubiquitin-dependent protein catabolic process via the N-end rule pathway. Lineage: Eukaryota; Metazoa; Echinodermata; Crinoidea; Comatulida; Comatulidae. The transcript has 29 exons. Gene Ontology annotation, molecular function: ubiquitin protein ligase activity; zinc ion binding.